Vicia faba (fava bean) is the source of this 417-nucleotide messenger RNA. The record is from the annotation of a GenBank genome assembly. NCBI's taxonomy places the organism in Eukaryota, Viridiplantae, Streptophyta, Magnoliopsida, Fabales, Fabaceae.
AUGAGUGUUACGGCAAACCCAAAGAAAACUGCUGCUCCCCCGAUUGUUAAGUUGAACAAUGCCUUCAAAUUGGCUGAGGUAUGGGUAAAAGGUAUGAGCGGAUCUGCAGAUGAUGAAACAACAAAUGUGAAUACGGAGGGAAGACCUCAUAAGCUUGGUCUAGGUGCAAAAGUUCCACGGCAAUCCAACAUAGGGCUCUCGAAUGACCCUGUCGAAAGGAAUUUGCAUGCCAAAUUGGAUGCUGAUAAAAGAAAAGCAGCCAAUAUUGCCAAAGAGUCUACUCCGUUUGCAAGUGACAGUCUAGAUGAUGACGAAGACGACGAAGACGAAAGCAGAACUAAUGCUUUUGCCAAGAGAAAGGCAGCAGUUCCUUUGACCCCGCCUAUAAUGGGAAAUAAGAAAAGGAAGCUACACUAA